CCUGGAUCAGGACUGUAUGAAGAUGAGCCUCAAGACAGAGCGGCGGGGAAUCCAUGUUGACCAAUCAGAGCUUCUAUGUAAGAAAGGAUGUGGCUACUAUGGAAACCCAGCCUGGCAAGGCUUUUGCUCCAAGUGCUGGAGAGAGGAGUACCAGAAAGCACGGCAGAAGCAAAUCCAGGAGGACUGGGAGUUUGCAGAACGUUUGCAACGUGAAGAGGAGGAGGCAUAUGCAAGCAGCCAAGGUGCCCAGGCAGGGCCACAAUCCCUCACAUUUUCAAAGUUUGAAGAGAAGAAAUCAAAUGAAAAGACCAGGAAAGUAACUACAGUGAAAAAAUUCUUCACCGCUUCAUCUAAAAGCCUCCCAAAGAAAGAUAUAAAAGAAGCAAAAUCCCCGAGCCCUUCUCUGAGCCGCCAAUUCAGCUUGGAAACUGACCGUGUGUCCAAGGAUUUUAUUGAGUUUUUAAAAACUUACCAGAAAGCAGGGCAUGAUGUGUACAAACUGUCCAAAAUCUUCUUGGAAGCCAUGCAUCACAAAAGGGAAUCAAACAUUGAUGAACAAUCGGAAUUUACCCAGGACUUUUAUCAAAACACAGCAGAUAAAUUGCAAAUGUAUUGGAAAGUGUCCCCUGAUAAAGUUGAGAAAGUGAUGGAUCAAAUUGAGCGGUUCAUAAUGACUCGCCUCUACAAGCACGUGUUCUGCCCAGAAACCACAGAUGAUGAGAAGAAAGACCUCACAGUGCAGAAAAGAAUCCGGGCUUUACAUUGGGUAACUCUUCAGAUGCUCUGUGUUCCUGUAAAUGAAGAUAUUGCUGAGGUGUCCGACAUGGUAGUAAAGGCUAUAACAGAUAUCAUUGAGAUGGACUCAAAACGUAUUCCCCGUGACAAACUUGCUUGUAUCACUCGCUGUAGCAAACACAUCUUUAACGCCAUCAAGAUCACAAAAAAUGAGCCAGCCUCAGCCGAUGACUUCCUGCCCACUCUCAUCUACAUUGUUCUGAAAGCAAAUCCACCUCGCUUGCAAUCCAAUAUUCAGUACAUCACUAGAUUCUGCAACCCCAGCAGGCUGAUGACUGGAGAGGACGGCUAUUAUUUCACUAACCUGUGCUGUGCUGUGGCCUUCAUAGAGAAACUGGAUGGGCAGUCGCUGAAUUUAAGUGAAGAAGAGUUCAGCAGGUACAUGUCUGGGCAGGCUUCUCCAAAAAAGCAAGACCUAGAGAACUGGCCAGAAGACACCUGCACUGGUGUAAAGCAGAUGCACAGAAACCUUGACCUACUAACCCAGCUGUCAAAGAGACAAGAGCAUAUUGUAAAUGGGGCUAAGAAACUAGAGAAGGACCUUAUUGACUGGACAGAUGAAGUCACCAAGGAAGUCAAGGACAUUGUGGAAAAAUACCCACUGAACAUUAAAACAGCCAGCCAGGCCCUUGCAGCCCUUGAGUCUGAAAAUGUAGAAGAUGAUAACCUGCCCCCUCCACUGCAGCCUCAAGUCUAUGCAGGAUAACAGACUCCGCCCAGAAGACACAGACACGUGCAAUCACUCCUAUUACACGGGUGCAGCAGUAAUUCACUGAUUUUUGGAGAAUUUGGGUCAGUUCAUUGCAGAUCCUGGAGAGAUCAGGUGUUUUUUUAAAUGAAAACUUGUGACGGUACAAACUUUCUUUGGCCUUGUGGUUUGCUUGGUAAAACUAUUUAUUAAUAUGGAUUAUACAGGGCUGUCUUAUUUUACAGAUAGUAAUGAUUACCCAAGGAUUCUUUUCAAUAGCAUUUUGUUUAGUACUUGUGAUAGGAUUAUAGGAAUACACAGUAGUCUUAAUAAUUUCUAUUUGCAGAACAGAUUUUUUUGGCUUUUAAAGAUAUUUCCAGCCUUCACAAACGCUCUAGGAGCAACAACUGUUACUUGCCCAAAUGACAAGAACAUGCCCUAGUUUAUUUGAUUAUACUAAAGCUUUUUGUGUAAGUUAAACAAAGUUGUAAACAAUUUUAAAAUGUUUGGUUUUAAAGGCCCAGUAACCCCAAAAAAGUAAAGGGUUUAUUGUACAUUUAAAUAUGUAAAGUUACUCCUUUACUGGAAAGCACCGUGUGUUUGCUUUGAAAGUCAGUUAUUGUUAUAGGGCCCACAUUCACAUAGCAAAUAACUGUACAAUACAUUAAUUUAGUACUUAACUAGGGAGAUAAGCAGGAAUUUAUUAGACAUUGGUAAAAAGGUCUCCAGUCUAGAUAUCGUCCUUCCUACAUUCCAGGAGUAGAAAUAACAGAAGCAAAUAAUAGGCUCAUGCAGUAGUAUUUAUAAAAGACAAAGGUUACAUUUAAAAAAAAAUCAAAUAAUAAAUUUUAUGACAAUUUUGUGACUUUAUUCUAAUGCAGAAUUUUACAGUUUGUAAUAGCUACAUCUGCAGUGCAACAGGAAGGAAGGUUUGGACAGGCCCCAGGAGCUGGGCAGCUGGCCAUCCAAUUCAAAUUUCCCUGGUGACUCCCACUCCAAACAACAUAUUAUUUAUAUAAAAUCCACCCCUCCACAUCUGUAUUAAAUAUGUCUGGCUCCUAGACAAAACUUCAUGGCCAAGGUUUGCUUUGGAAGAAAACAUUUUAAUUAAGUUUUUCUCUGUUCAUAAAGACAUAAUCAAAUUAU
This is a messenger RNA of Xenopus laevis (African clawed frog), 2629 nucleotides long. It is a transcript of the gene rabgef1.L, whose product is annotated as RAB guanine nucleotide exchange factor (GEF) 1 L homeolog. Gene Ontology annotation, molecular function: DNA binding; GTPase activator activity; guanyl-nucleotide exchange factor activity. The coding region runs from base 17 to 1501 and encodes 494 amino acids. Gene Ontology annotation, cellular component: cytoplasm; recycling endosome; endocytic vesicle. The transcript has 9 exons. Lineage: Eukaryota; Metazoa; Chordata; Amphibia; Anura; Pipidae. The record is from RefSeq and is a predicted model, not a curated record. Gene Ontology annotation, biological process: vesicle-mediated transport.